Molecule: messenger RNA, 2346 nt
Organism: Mizuhopecten yessoensis (Yesso scallop)
Lineage: Eukaryota; Metazoa; Mollusca; Bivalvia; Pectinida; Pectinidae
Product: major facilitator superfamily domain-containing protein 3-like
Exons: 6
Coding region: 733-2016 (427 amino acids)
Biological process (GO): transmembrane transport
Cellular component (GO): membrane
Molecular function (GO): transmembrane transporter activity
Source: RefSeq, a predicted model, not a curated record
UGAAAGUAGAAAAGGUAUCAUCAGCGAUAAAUAUAUCUAUGUUAAGUACACGUGUAUUAAACUUGUAUAUAUCUGCCUCUGUGCACGAGGAUAUUAGGUUUUAAUUAUGUCAUGCUGUAGUAUAAUUGUCAAUGUUUGAAUAUCAACGUCAAAGAACAGCCGAGCAAAGAACAGAAACGAGUCCAGAAGAAAAAUACAUCAGUUAUGUAACUGCUGAGGAGAGGUAAAAUGCACAGCCAAACCAUGAUGCGAACCCAGGAUCCUUUAAACACUAGAGAAACGCUUUACUUGUUAAGCUACAUGGUCGCCAGUUAUCAAAACAGUCCAGUUCUGCAACGCAGUCCUCCCUCCGAUUCUAAGUGUUUAUUUCUGCAGCCCACAAAAGAUAAUACUACUUUUUACAACUGUGAGCGGUUCAGGUAUCCCCUUGUUUAAAGCAUUCAACUAUAUAGUACUUAAAACAAGGGUUGUUCACAGGCACCACUGUAACAGGACAGGAAAAGCAAGGCCAGACUGGCAUUUGAACCCGGGACCAUCCAAAGUCUAGCCAGAUGCAUGCUCUAACCAAUAUUGAGCUACAUAAGUCUCUGGUGAUCAACAAGUUAAAUUGGAUCUACAAUUAAGAACUACGUCAACUGGAAUUUCAUUUCCACUAACACAUGACAGAUAAUAUGACAAGUUGAUGGACAAUAUCACAUCUUGUUUUGUGGAUAAAAAAGUGAAAGAUUAAAAAUGAUGAGGAACAUUCUAUUACUUGCCAUACUGUACUUUCUACAAGGCCUGCCCUAUGGGCUACAGGCUAAGUUUCUGCCUGUCUACUUCAGGUCACAUGGCAUGAGUUUAACCAACAUCAGUCUCUUCAAGCUACUUCUUUUACCCUGGAUGUGUAAAGCAUUAUGGGCUCCAUAUGUUGACCACUAUGGUACCAAAAGGGACUGGCUGAUGUGGAGUAUGUCGGGGUUGGCAGUGACAUGCCUCUUGGGAGCAUUUUCUUCACCUGAACUCAUCAUCUCACUGGCUUGUGUACUUUUCCUCUUCAAUCUGUUAACCUCGACACAGGAUAUUGCUGUGGAUGGAAUAGCAAUACAAAUCCUGUCCUCAUCCGAAUUGGCGUACGGGAACAUCGCCCAGGUGGUUGGCUAUAAGGCUGGCACUUUGGUCAGUGGGGGUGUCCUAACCUGGCUUAGUGACCACCUGCCCUGGGCAAUGCUCUUUUUAAUUUUAGUCAGUGUUUACUCGCUGUCAACAUUACUCGUGACUGUCAGCAUACCACAUAUAGGAGCAUCACACUUGGAAGAAACAGAAAAAAGUGGACCAAACUCUCAACAGAAAAAUACUGAUGAGAAAGAUGAGCAGUAUAGAUGGUUUUUCGGACAUUUAACAGAAGUUUACAGGUCACCUGGGACUAAAUGGAUUAUUGUGUUUGUGCUCCUGUAUAAACUUGGUGAGCAAGGAGCCAUCAGUAUGGUCCCACUCUUCUUGGUCGACAAAGACCUCCCCAUGUCCAAGGUUGGUUUCUGGACAGGAAUGGUGGGUCAAGUGGUUUCUAUCCUGGGCUCAUUUCUGGGAGGCUGGCUUUUAUCUCAUCUCAGCUGGAGCACAGUGGACCUCCUCAAGGUGUCCUGUAUGAUGAGACUAUUUCCAGCCUUCUCUCAGAUCCUUGUUGUUUGGUUGUGGUCAGAAGAAUAUGCCACUCUUUGUUAUGUAUUAUCUAUCCUGGGUAUGUUAACAAUGCUGCUUAUUAGUGGUAUAGUAACCACGGCAACCUUCACCAUGAUGAUGCAGUGCUCACAGCUGGCGCCCUCUAGGAUCCAGGCAACACACUACACGGUACUCGCCACGCUGGAGGUCCUGGGAAAGUUAACCUUCUCUAUAGUGACAGGACCAAUCACAGACUUGGUAGGAUACAGAUACGUGUACCUCCUGUUCAUAGCACUCACUGCAUUACUGCUGCCAUUGUUUAAACACUGUCCACCAAGUCUGGAGGAGAAAGCAAAUACAAACAAAAAUCAUUAAGUUCUAUUUCACACAGUACUUGCAAUAGGUAACUUGGUGGAAUAUUAGAAUAUGGCUGAAGGACUUGCAUAUCAUCAACUUCCCUCGAACAUCAUCCUCAGAUAACCACCGGUAGUUUCUACAUAUUUAUUGCUAUUCUCAAAGAGUGGAUUGAGUGUAAAGAAAUCUCCGACACAUGAGUAGUGUAUCUAGAGUUGGCCCAAUGUAAGAAAUGUGUGCUACAGUUCUUCUGUGACUGUGAGGAAACAACAAUAUGUCAGCCUCAUCUCAGCUGACCAUGGAGAUUAAUCAAAUUUAGAGAUCUUUGACAGUGACAGUGACCUUACCAGA